This is a messenger RNA of Sphaeroforma arctica JP610, 180 nucleotides long. RefSeq lists its product as hypothetical. The record is from RefSeq and is a predicted model, not a curated record. The annotation marks the transcript as partial. The transcript has a single exon. Lineage: Eukaryota; Ichthyosporea; Ichthyophonida.
AACUCGGGCUCCAGCGGUGAUACGGCGACAAAGCUAGAUGCGGAGAUGAAGACCGACUUGGAGAAGCUCGAGACACAGACCAAGGCCAAUCAGGCAGCGGUGAUAGAUGCUCUGCUCAAUGCCGUGUACGAUGUCAAGCCUCAGCUGCACGCUAACUUCAAGCAAGGCCAGCGCGCCUAA